AUGCCACACCAUUGCAGAGAAUCUGAUUAUGCCUUGUGCAUACGAGAUGGUAAGCAAGAGAUCAAAGAAAGCUCAUAUAGCAAAUUCUCCUUGCAAUUUGAUGAAUCGUGUGACAUAGCCCAUUGUGCUGUUCUCCUUGGGUUCGUCCGUUACGUCCACCAGGACAGGAUCAAAGAAGAGUUCCUAUUGUGCGAUAAUCUGCUGACAACCACGAAGGGAGAAGAUGUCUUCAAUAUCAUCAACAGUUUCUUUACCAAGAAUGGAUUGGAUUGGAACAGCGUUCAACAGGUCUCCGUCGAUGGAGCACCGGCGAUGAUGGGUGGUCAUCGUGGAUUACGGGGCCUCAUGCAAGCUGUCAAUCCAGAAAUUUCUGUAGAUCAUUGCAUCAUUCAUCGGUACUCUCUUGGAUCGAAAAGCCUGCCUGGUAAUCUGAAGUUAGUGUUUGAAGAUGUGUUGAAAAUCGUCAACUUCAUCAAGUCCAGGGAUGUGAAUUCGCGCAUAUUCAAGGAGCUGUGCAAGGAAAUGGGAGAACAGUAUCAAGUUCUGCUUUACCACACCGAUGUUCGCUGGUUGUCACGAGACAAGGUUGUACAUCGUGUCAUUGAGCUCCGAAAGGCUAUUCAGGAAUUUCUGGAACAAAAAGGAUCUCCUUUCGCUACCAAGUUCACUGAUAAGGAGUGGCUUGCUCGACUUUGUUACUUGGCUGACAUAUUUGCGGAGCUGAACAGUGGUAAUCUGCAACUCCAGGGCCGAAACACGACUGUCAUUGAUGCCCGUCACACUGUGGCUGCAUUUCUGGCGAAACUGAGACUCUGGAUUCGGCGCUUGGAGAAAGGAGUGAUCGCCCAGUUCCCCACCCUAGACCAGUUUAUUGAGGAGAAUAGUCAUGAUACUGGAUCUCUUCUACAGACCAUCAACAAAGAGAUGAGCGACCAUUUGAAGGGGCUUGAAACAAGCAUGCAUCACUACUUUCCAGAGAGUGACCAAGAAACAGCCAGUCUUCAGUGGAUCAUUCAUCCCUUCUCUGUACCUGAUGAGGCCAUUCAUGAUGAUGAUUUCCUCCGACUCGCCAACUCUGUCCAAGAGAGCCUUGACGUUGUUGGUAUCAUUCUCAACAACGUAUCUGUGCGAGAAGGGGUUCUCAACUGUGCUGGGGAUGAAAACAAAAAAGAGGACUCGCUUGAAUGUUGCAAACGAUGCCAGGCUGGCACUUUCAACCACGAAGCCAAGAAUUCCUCAACUAGCUUCAAAUAUGCAACUCCAACCAUCUCACUGAUGCUCUUGACAUCUUUGUACACCGGUGAUAUUGUGGCGUUGCUGUUAAUAUAA
Messenger RNA from Penaeus chinensis, 1329 nucleotides. RefSeq names its product zinc finger BED domain-containing protein 5-like. Bases 1 to 1329 code for a protein of 442 amino acids. NCBI's taxonomy places the organism in Eukaryota, Metazoa, Arthropoda, Malacostraca, Decapoda, Penaeidae. The transcript is spliced from 5 exons. The record is from RefSeq and is a predicted model, not a curated record.